AUGGGCGCUUCACAAUCGUCGUUAAAUUCCCACGGCGACCGGGGUCAUGCAGGUCAAAGUUCAAGGACAAGAGGUUUCGGCGAUGGGGUGGUGUGCCGGAAGAGAAGUAGAGAAGAUGGCAACGAUGAAACAGAUGAUUUGGAAAUAAAAAGGCUGAAGCUGGAAUCAACGAUGGAAUACAUGUACAGCACUCUCUAUUGCAACGGAGAAUACAGUGACGUCACUGUCGAGGCCUUCAACAAGCAGUGGCACCUUCACAAACUAUGCCUGUCCAGAGUGGAUUUCUUCAAGAAUAUAUUCAAGGGUGGUUGGUCUGAAUCCCUUUCGAAUAAAAUAAUAUUUAAAUUUUCUGAUGAGUUGAUAACUGAAGAAGCUUUUUCCAAAACAUUGGAAUCUCUGUACACGGGCAACAUAGAUUUAAAUCUAUCCAAUGCUGCAAACGUUCUGGCUGUGGCUUCCUGGUUUGGCAUGGAAGAUUUGAUGGAACUGUCCACUGAUUUUCUAACUGAAAUACUAUCUUUUGAUACGGUUGUGCAGAACAUUGAGCUUUCAAAAAGAUAUAACCGACCUGAAUUGAAAAGUCUGUCAGUCAAAUUUUUAGCUUACAACUUCUUCAUAAAGCGGUCCCCCAACUUAAUCCGAAAUAUUAAUGUGGAUUUGAUGCAGGAAAUUUUGACGAGCAAGCACCUGGCGGUCAUGAACUUGGAAAAAGACGUUUAUUAUUUACUCAAAAAACACUCAAAACUACGAGAACUUCAAUAUGAUAAUUUCACACCUAGCAAAAGUUCCAUUACACAUGAUACUUUCGGUCUGGGUGGCCUGUGGUUGUUUCUAAAGUUGAAUAAAGAUUGGAAUGGUACUGAACAUGAACUGAACUUUGCGUGCGAACAGUUUUUCAAAGACUUCAAACACUCUGGAACACCACCCUUUCCAGCUGAAACAUCAUCAACAGAGAUUGUCAAGGAACACUCUUUUUUGGAGACUAAAGAAGGAUCCGUGUACCAAAAAGCUUUUGAAUCUUUGAGGAUGGAACACGCCAUUUGCUCCAAAAAAUUUUGUCAGAUUGUUAAAGCCGACAACAUCAUACCAAAAAGCUGGCAAAUGUCCGCUUAUGAUACACAAUGGUCAAAGGUUAUAAGCUUAUUGAACCACGGAGCGCUAUUGUGUGCAAACACACCAUACUCGGAUGAACUUUUUGAAAAAACAAGUGUUAGGUGCGGAAGGGAUUUUAAAAAAUCUGAUUUAUACUGUUGGAGCUGGGUUGGCCUCAAUUAUGGCUGUGACUUGGUUUUUUCAUGGGAUCAAAAGUACGAAUAA
Messenger RNA from Helobdella robusta, 1317 nucleotides. RefSeq lists its product as hypothetical. The transcript is spliced from 13 exons. Bases 1 to 1317 code for a protein of 438 amino acids. Gene Ontology annotation, biological process: germ cell development. Gene Ontology annotation, molecular function: protein binding. Lineage: Eukaryota; Metazoa; Annelida; Clitellata; Rhynchobdellida; Glossiphoniidae. The record is from RefSeq and is a predicted model, not a curated record.